This is a messenger RNA of Ochotona curzoniae (black-lipped pika), 2655 nucleotides long. RefSeq names its product Rho guanine nucleotide exchange factor 26 (gene ARHGEF26). Bases 1 to 2580 code for a protein of 859 amino acids. Gene Ontology annotation, biological process: activation of GTPase activity. Lineage: Eukaryota; Metazoa; Chordata; Mammalia; Lagomorpha; Ochotonidae. The transcript has 14 exons. Gene Ontology annotation, molecular function: protein binding; guanyl-nucleotide exchange factor activity. The record is from RefSeq and is a predicted model, not a curated record.
AUGGAAGGCGAGAGCGAAGUGGAUUUUUCUAGCAACAGCAUAACCCCUUUGUGGCGGAGGCGGUCGACCCCCCAGUCCCAGCUGCUGGGCCGGAGCAAGCCGAGGCCCCAGUCCUACCAGAGCCCCAGCGGCUUGCUCAUUACCGAUUUCCCCGUGGAGGACCUGGGGCCCCUUCCCGCCGCAGCAGCGCACACUCCCGCCGCGCUGCCCACCGCCUCGAGGAGCCCGCUGCGCUGGUGCGCCCAGCGGAGCGCUGUGCCCAACGGCCGGACGCUCAGCCCGGAGCACGGGGCGACCUCUCCUGGGCUCCGGCGGCCCGAGUCGCCCCAGGUGCUCGCCCUGGCCAAGUGCCCCGCCGACGGCCCGGUGGUCCCGGCCGCGCCGCCGCGCUCCCCGCGGACUCCCCACGCGCCCGCCCCCUGCAGCCCGCCGGAGAAGCCGGCCGCCGCCUGUGCCAGCCCCGUGCCUUCGCCCACCGCCAAUGGCCUGGCGCCUAAUAAGGACUCUCCUGGGACGGCGGGUGCGCAGCUCCGUCAGAUGGCUGAGGACUCGGAGCGAGGACCCUCGAGGCUCUCUCCUGCGCCCCAGAAUAUGGCUUCGGAACAAAAACUGCCCCUGCAGAGGCUGCCCUCCAGGGAGAACGACUUCUCCGAGAAGCCCGCGGUGAUUCUGAGCACCCACAGCCCUGCCGCCCUCAAAGUGGGCAAGCAGCAGAUCAUUCCCAAGAACCUGGCCUCGGAGGUUAAACUCAGUAAAUCCAACAGUCAGAACGUGGAGCCGCACAAGAGGCUCCUGAAGGUGCGCAGCAUGGUGGAGGGGCUCGCGGCACCCCUGGGCCCCGCCGGGGAGGAGGGCGAGGUGGAGAACGACCUGGACAGCCCCGGCUCUCUGCGCAGGGGCCUGCGGUCCACCUCCUACCGCAGGGCCGUGGUCAGUGGCUGCGAUUUUGACAGCCCUAUUACGUCCAAGAAGAAGAACAGACUGUCCCAGCCUGUUCUGAAGGCAGUAAUGGAAGACAAGGAGAAGUUCUCCAGCCUGGGCAGGAUCAAGAAAAAAAUGCUGAAAGGACAAGGAACAUUCGAUGGAGAAGAAAAUGCUGUCCUGUAUCAAAACUACAAAGAAAAAGCCCUUGACAUUGACUCUGAUGAAGAGUCGGAGCCCAAAGAGCCCAAGACGGAUGAGAAAAUCGUGGUCCAGCACAAGCCGUUGCGGUCCACGUGGAGCCAGCUCUCCGCGGUAAAAAGAAAUGGGUUGUCUCAGAACCUAAGCCAGGAGGAGAGAAAGAGACAAGAGGCUAUAUUUGAAGUCAUAUCCUCUGAGCACUCGUAUUUGCUCAGCUUGGAGAUCUUGAUCCGGAUGUUUAAGAACUCUAAAGAACUGAGUGACACCAUGACCCAAACCGAAAGGCACCAUCUUUUCUCCAACAUCACGGACGUGUGUGAGGCCAGCAAAAAAUUCUUUACAGAGUUGGAAGCAAGACAUCAGAAUAACAUCUUCAUAGAUGACAUCAGCGACAUUGUGGAAAGACACACAGCUUCCACGUUUGACCCAUAUGUGAAAUACUGCACAAAUGAAGUGUACCAGCAGCGAACUCUGCAGAAGCUGUUAGCCACCAACCCCGCGUUUAAGGAAGUGCUGUCCAGGAUCGAGGCCCACGAGGACUGCAGGAACCUGCCCAUGAUCUCCUUCCUCAUCCUGCCCAUGCAGAGGGUCACCCGCCUGCCCCUGCUCAUGGAUACUAUCUGUCAAAAAACACCGAAGGAGUCUCCGAAGUACGAAGUCUGCAAAAGGGCUUUGAAGGAAGUGAGCAAGUUGGUCCGACUGUGCAAUGAAGGCGCCCGGAAGAUGGAAAGGACUGAGAUGAUGUACACAAUUAACUCCCAGCUGGAAUUCAAAAUAAAGCCUUUUCCUUUGGUCUCCUCUUCCCGGUGGUUGGUGAAGCGUGGCGAGUUGACAGCCUACGUAGAGGACACGGUGCUUUUCUCCAAGAGGACAUCCAAACAGCAGGUCUACUUCUUCCUCUUUAACGACGUGCUCAUCGUCACCAAGAAGAAGAGUGAGGAAAGUUACAACGUCAACGAUUACUCCCUAAGAGAUCAGCUGCUGGUGGAAUCCUGUGACAGCGAAGAGCCUAAUUCUCCGGGGAAGAACAGUUCCACCGUGCUUUACUCAAGACAGAGCUCCACGAGUCACCUCUUCACUCUCACGGUGCUGAGCAACCAUGCCAACGAGAAGGUGGAGAUGCUGCUCGGGGCGGAGACGCAGAGCGAGCGAGCCCGCUGGAUAACAGCCCUGGGACACAGCAGUGGGAAGCAGCCUGCUGACCGCACCUCCCUGACCCAGGUUGAAAUCAUCAGGUCCUUUACUGCCAAGCAGCCGGACGAGCUCUCACUGCAGGUGGCAGACGUGGUCCUCAUUUACCAGCGUGUCAGCGAUGGCUGGUACGAGGGGGAGCGACUUCGAGAUGGAGAAAGAGGCUGGUUUCCGAUGGAGUGUGCCAAGGAGAUCACGUGCCAGGCUACCAUUGACAAGAACGUGGAGAGAAUGGGCCGCCUGCUGGGCCUGGAGACCAACGUGUAGCCUCUCACUGCCAUGACCUCUUGUUUCUGCGAGAUUUGCACGACAUGUUGAUGGGCUGUGUUGGUGUCAUUGUUC